Cynoglossus semilaevis (tongue sole) is the source of this 1876-nucleotide messenger RNA. Its product is annotated as gastrula zinc finger protein XlCGF7.1-like. Gene Ontology annotation, cellular component: nucleus. Lineage: Eukaryota; Metazoa; Chordata; Actinopteri; Pleuronectiformes; Cynoglossidae. Gene Ontology annotation, molecular function: DNA-binding transcription factor activity, RNA polymerase II-specific; RNA polymerase II cis-regulatory region sequence-specific DNA binding. The coding region runs from base 411 to 1373 and encodes 320 amino acids. The transcript is spliced from 2 exons. Gene Ontology annotation, biological process: regulation of transcription by RNA polymerase II; embryo development. The record is from RefSeq and is a predicted model, not a curated record.
UUCUCCCGUCGAUAAAAACAAUGUUACUAGCUAAGUUUACGGGAUUGCCAGUUUACGCUUAGCCCGUAGAGAGGACAAAAAUGAACACGUCGGAAGCAUAAACAUGUUGAAAAUUAAUAUCUUGGGAAAUAAUUUUCAAGGCAAGGCUAAGGGGCGAUGGACAGGGGGAUAUAGUUUAAUUUUAUGCCCAGAUAUUAUGGAAGACCAUUUCUGGCAGUGUGUUAUUUCAUAUUCCUAAAUCAAAGUGAUGAAAAACGAUGCCUGCUGAUUUCUGCGCAUGCGCUUUGAGGAGAACGGAAACGGAAGUGCUCACAAUCAAAAGCUAGUGUUGCUACGGAGUUAGCUCGAAACUACAGUACAUCCAUAAGUGUGCCAAGUGUGUCAUUUGUGAUUUAUGUAACAGUUAAAUUAUGGUGGAGCCACCGCGUACGUACGUACAGAACGACGCUCGAACACCCAGAGCUGCAAGUUAUCAAAGAGAGGAAAUUCUCCCCAAGCAGAUGGAGUGCAGACGCAGUGUAGAGAAAAAGGAGCCACACAGUCCUAUCAUUAAAGAUGAAGAGGAAGAAGUUUGCAUCAAACAGGAGGAGACCGAUCUUUCCAUUGUAGCUGUGAAGAUCGAGGACGAGGAAGAGAAACCUGACCCUUCACUGCUUUAUCGUUUGACUGAAUGUUCAGGUGAACAUGUAAAACUGGAGACUGAGGAUAAUGCAGAAGACUCUUGUGAGACCGAAGACAGUGAUGAUGAACGGACAGAGACCAGUGAAGUUACAAGCAAACUUUUCACAGUAACGAAAUGUAUCUUCUGGGAAACUGACGAAACCAUACGUGAGAAGCUGAACUUUUCUGAAUGUGGACCAGGAGAGACACCAUUUAAUUGCUCCGAGUGUGGUAAAAGAUUCACCUUGGAAAUAGAGCUAAGGAGACAUGAGAGAAAUCACAGUGAGGAGAAAACAGUUAGUUCCACUAAAUGUGGAAACAGUUUGACUGAAACAGGAGGACUGAACAAACCUGAGCGAACACAUACAGGAGGGAGGUUAUUUGAAUGCUCUCUAUGUGAGAGAAAAUUUGACAGGAAAACAACUCUGAUGAGACAUGAGAGAAUUCAUACAGGAGAGAAACCAUUCAGCUGCUCACAGUGUGGUAAAACAUUUUCUGCGAAGGGUUCCUUAAAAACACAUGAGCGCGUUCAUACAGGAGAGAAACCAUUUGGUUGUUCUUACUGUGGAAAGAAAUUUGCCCGCAGUACACGUCUUAAGGAUCACGAAAGAGUUCAUACUGGAGAGAAACCCUUUGGUUGCAUAUAUUGUGGGAAAAGGUUUAUACUAAAAGGGAAUCUAAAACAGCAUGAGAGAAUCCACAGAGUCAAAUAAUUUAGUAAAAUUUUGUAAAAUGUGUUUUGCGUGGAUUUUAUAUGUGAAAGUCAAUACUUGAAAAGACAGGAAAUUAUUGUAGACGGUCAAACGUUUGAGAAGUGUGAACUGAAAAAAAAAAAUAACGUCCUCACUGAAUGUUAUAAAUAUUUUUAAAUAUAGACCAGUUGGGUUUAGUUGCAUUUAUUUAUACAUUUUGUUUAUGACAAUAGGUAAUGAUUGUGCAUAGGUCAAUUUUUAAAAUAUGCUUGUUUGCACAAAUGUUUUAUACAAGUUUCAUAUUCACACCAAUGUGUUUUGUUUUUUCUCUUUUGAUAAUUUUUGUAAAUUCUUGUCAACAUGCCGUCUUCUCGCCUUUAUUCAUCCAACUGUUUUUGUUUAAACACUGAUUCACCUAGGGCGUUGCCUACAGUUUGUGUAUAUUUUGACAUUUGUUAUUGUUAUAUGUAAAUGCCUGCUCAUAAUAAAAAUGUUUAAAUAAAAAAUGAUUUUGUUGAGUUUAA